UGCGCAGGCGCGCGCUGACGACGCGGCGGGGCCGGAAGGAGCGCGGCUGUGGCCUCCGCGGCCGCGACGGAGCUGCCGGCUGCGGCUUGUGGUGACUGGGAGCCCGGCGACAGGGGCUUCCGAGCCCGCCUCGCGAGCCGGAGAGGUGAGUGGCGAUCCCUUUGGAACAGAUUGUCACCAUGUUUAGAUAUUAGCAAGCAAAUGUGUAUGUCCACAUUUGAAAAUGGCAGAGGGAAAUAAUAAUGAAGAGGUAAUUCACUUGAACAACUUUCACUGCCACCAGGGACAAGACUGGAUCCAUCUCAGAGAUGGACCCAUCACCAUAUCUGAUGACUCUGAUGAAGAAGGCAUUCCAAUGACGGUCACCCCAGCUUCUCAGCAACAUGAAGAGGACCUGGAUGAUGAUGUCAUCCUGACAGAAACAAGUAAACCUCAAACAUCACGACCCAAUCUCAUCAAACCAGCUGCCCAUUGGCAAGAUCUCAAAAGUUGGGGAGAAGAAAGGCCUAAAAAGUCUAGAGCAGCCUUUGAAUCAAAUAAGAACAACUAUUUUGCAGUGUAUAACAGCACAUUGUUUGAUUCUGGGGCACAGGAUGAUUCCGAGGAUGACUACGAUGAAUUUCUGGAUCAUGGGCCUCCUGGAGUUUCUGAAUUAAUUAAUCCAAGUGGCCAAACAGAAAGAGAACCCAAGCCUGGACCAAGUCAUAACCAAGCAACAAAUGAUAUUGUCAACCCCGGAUCAGGGCCAAAAAUCUUCAUCUGGAGAAAAAGUGGCCUUUUUAUUCCAGAUAAUGAUCCUUUGGACACUCAGAACCAGUCAUCCGAAGACUCAGAGACAGACCUUUUAUCAAACCUCGGAGACUCAGCUGAUAUGCUAGAUGAUCAGACCAUCGAAGACGACUGUUGGUUAGAAAACCCUCCUUUCUUCCCGUCUCUAAACCAACAGCCCCGUGAGAGAGCAAACCAGGUUGUUCCUCGGGAGCGGCAGUCUGAAGCAGAGCUGGGCCCCUUGUUCUAUCAGCAUGAGCCCCUAGGGCUGGCUUUCCCAAGGCCGGCUUUCCCAAGACCAGAACCCCCUCACGAUGGCAUUCCAGGCCCCUCUUCUCCUCAGCCCGCCCAUCCUCUAGGAGAGCUUGAAGACCAACAGCUAGGAAUAGACGACGACGACGAGGAGCCAGGCCCAGCCUUUCCACUCCCAGGGUCUCAGGAGCCCACUUUGGAACACCUUUGGGGGCAAGAAGCUAAUGAGGUCGACCAAGAAGUCGUUGCACUACUAGUGAAAGAAACAGAAGCAAGAUUUCCAGAUGUAGCAACUGGGUAUAUUGAGGAAAUAAUUCAUUUGAAGAAUUAUUAUGAUUUGAAUGUACUUUGUAAUUUUCUACUGGAAAACCCAGAUUAUCCAAAGAGAGAAGAUCGAGUCAUUAUCAACCCUAGUAGCAGCCUGCUUGCUAGUCAAGAUGAGAUAAAGUUGCCUAAGGUAGACUUUUUUGACUAUUCUAAAUUGGCUCCUCUUGACCAGCGCUGCUUCAUCCAAGCUGCUGACCUCCUGAUGGCCGACUUCAAAAUGCUCAGCAGCCAGGACAUCAAGUGGGCCCUGCAUGAGCUCAAAGGACACUAUGCAAUCACCCGAAAGGCCUUUUCUGAUGCUAUUAAAAAAUGGCAGGAGCUAUCACCAGAAACCAGUGGAAAAAGAAAAAAGAGAAAAGAAAUGAAUCAGUAUUCUUACAUAGAUUUCAAGUUUGAACAAGGUGACAUAAAAAUAGAAAAAAGGAUGUUCUUUCUGGAAAACAAGCGGCGGCAUUGUAGGAUCUAUGACCGCCGUGCCCUCCAUCCAGCCGUGCAGCAGGAGCAGGAGUUCUAUGAGCAGAAAGUCAAAGAGAUGGCAGAGCAUGAAGACUUUUUGCUUGCUCUGCAGAUGAAUGAAGAACAGUAUCAAAAGGAUGGCCAGCUGAUUGAGUGCCGCUGCUGCUAUGGGGAAUUUCCAUUUGAGGAGCUGACUCAGUGUGCAGACGCUCAUUUGUUCUGCAAAGAGUGUCUCAUCAGAUAUGCCCAGGAGGCAGUCUUUGGAUCUGGAAAGUCAGAGCUUAGCUGCAUGGAAGGCAGCUGCACAUGUUCCUUCCCAACCAGCGAACUGGAGAAGGUGCUUCCCCCGACCAUCCUGUGUAAAUACUACGAGCGGAAGGCCGAAGAAGAAGUCACUGCUGCCUACGCCGAUGAGCUUGUCAGGUGCCCCUCCUGCAGCUUUCCUGCUCUGCUGGACAGUGACGUGAAGAGGUUCAGCUGUCCCAAUCCUCGCUGCCGAAAGGAAACCUGUAGGAAGUGUCAGGGGCUCUGGAAAGAGCACAAUGGCCUCACCUGUGAAGAGCUGGCUGAAAAAGAUGACAUCAAGUACCGAACAUCGAUUGAAGAGAAAAUGACUGCUGCUCGCAUUAGAAAAUGCCAUAAAUGUGGGACGGGCCUCAUCAAAUCCGAAGGCUGCAACCGCAUGUCUUGCCGCUGCGGGGCCCAAAUGUGCUACCUCUGUCGAGUAUCCAUCAAUGGGUAUGACCAUUUCUGCCAGCAUCCUCGCUCGCCAGGAGCCCCCUGCCAGGAGUGCUCGAGAUGUUCCCUCUGGACCGACCCCACUGAAGAUGAUGAGAAGCUGAUUGAGGAAAUCCAGAAGGAAGCCGAAGAGGAACAGAAAAGAAAGAAUGGAGAGAACACCUUCAAACGCAUCGGGCCCCCCUUGGAGAAGCCUCCAGAGAAAGUCCAGAGGAUGGAAGCCCUGCUGAGACCCGUCCCGCAGAACCUGCACCAGCCGCAGUUCCCCGCCUACGCCUUCGUGCCCCCCCCUUUCCCCCUGCCGCCCGUCCGGCCCGUGUUCAACAACUUCCCCCUCAACAUGGGUCCCAUCCCGGCACCGUAUGUGCCUCCUCUGCCCAACAUGCGCGUCAACUACGAGUUUGCCCCCGUCCACCUGCCCCUGGAGCACAACCUGCCCAUGCACUUUGGCCCCCAGCCGCGCCAUCGCUUCUGACACCCGAGCCCGGCCCCCCGGAGCCCCACUGAGCAGCGCGGGCAGGCGGGGCUUGGCUAGACCCCCGUCCACCCCGCGGCCCGUGGCUCUGCGUGCUCUCUAGGUGGGGAUGAUGGGCUUGGCUCCUAGAAGUAUAGGCUGGCCUUCCCUCCCCUUCUCGGCAGGGCCACUUGCCCUGGAGGAGUGGCCGGCAGGCUAGUUCUUGCUGACCAGAGAUCAGGGGGCAGCCACACCCCCUUCUGAGGAGCUCUGCCAUCCGCGCAGCCAUGCAGUGGCCCCAGGCACAGGCAGUCCCCUCGGCUCUGUCACCCCGCCCUGCAGAGAGACCAGGGGAAGGCUCGCCUCCAUCCCCUCGCCGCUAGGCAACAGGCGACUCUGAGAAACCGCACAGGCCUUCCUCGCCACGGCCGUGGGUUCCUACUGAAGCUGACGCGACAAGUAGUGCCGAUGGGGGAGAGGGGAGAGUCGUGUCCCCAGGCCAGCGCCGCAGUGGCCACAGGCCCAAGAGCACCAUGUCCCCGUCACAUCCCGAACCCCGGGCGCGGCCGUGGUGGCCGUGCAGAGGUCUGUCCUCUCCUCUUGGCCACUCGGAUGAGACCAGCGUGCUGUGGGUUCUGUCUGUGAGUUACCCACAACGUUCGCGUUGGCUCACUCGGCAUUUACCCAGCUUCCCGUGGCCACUGGACUCCCUCAGUCUGGGAAGUCACGUCACCCAAAGCCGGCGGCCCUGACACUUGCCAAAUGGAAGGUCCUGGGGGGGCAGCUGUAACGGGGCUGGUGGCUCUCCCAGGCAGCAGUUUCUGGGAGCCUUCUCUGUCGCCAGCCAGGCCGAACAGCUCCCCUGAGGCUCGGGUGGGGGGGGGGGUCUCCCACCAAGGUGCUGCCCCACCAGGUGCUCGGCAGGCCUGGCCGCUGCCUGUCCUGAGCUUCGUCGAGGCUCACUCGGGUCCCUGCUUGUCCUCACCUCCGUGGGCCAAGCCUGCCUGGCUCCCGUGCUGGCUGUUCCACUGCCGUCUGGGGUUCCCAGUUCAGAGCGCACCACAGGCCUCAGAGCGGAGGGGGAGCGGACGACCCUCCCUGUGCAUGUCCCCUGCGCCUCAGCCCCUCGGAUGGGUUUCCAGAAUUGGAACGGAGCAGGUGUGCUGCGCUGCCCCUCACUGCCCUUCCGUGCAGGCUGCGCAGGCACCCGGUCACCUGGGCGGGAGGGGGGCCCAUGAGGACAGGCCUGAGGGCAGUGACAGGGCCUGAGGAAGCAUGCGCCUGCGCCUUCUUCCCCAAAGGGGUGGUCUCAGAACAGUGAGCCCCCAACAGACAUCCCGCCAAUGGGAAGGGUGAGCCCAUACAUGCCUGAGGGGGUGCAUUCCACCUCCGGCCCACAGCCGGGCUCUGGCUGCAUGGAGGGGAGGGCCUGGGGCAGGUAGCAUGGCCUGUCACUGCCAUCCAGCAAGUCCCCAGGGACCUGGUUCCCCCAGGCCAACCUGAGGACCUGUCCCCGGAGAAUUCCGGCUAUUUCUCACCCGCGCACUGCUCGGGGCGUUCCUGCCGGUGGGCGCUCACGGGUCAUGAGUUCUAACCCUGCUUGACCCUCUGGACACCUCAGGGUCCCGGAGGCAGGACCCGGAGCCCGGGCUCCUCGAGAAGCAGUCGUACUAGUGAUGGGGUUUGGGGCAGAGACGGGGCCAUAAUCAUCUGACAAGCCAGCAAGUGGCUGCGAUGCAAGUGACAGGAAACCCCUUUCUGGGGGACAAAGCAGGAUGCCCAGCGCGCCCGGCACUUUCCCCUCCGGGCGGAGUGCUCCCCGGAGCCAAAACUGCCCAGCGACAGUCCCAUUCCACUUGCCUUAAAACUGGAGAGGAAUCUAGUGUUUGCACUUCGCAAAGGAUUUUCAAACUUCAAAAGAGCAUGUCCUGUCACUUUAUAAGAAUAGCAGAAAUGAUUACUAAAUGUUUUCUUUCCUUUCUGGUAGCAAAAACACAUAAAAUAACCCUGUUUUAACUACUGUGUAAAAAGCCUGUAUCAUAUGUACCUUGGACUUUUGUAAAUAAACGUUGGUGCACUCGG
Molecule: messenger RNA, 5077 nt
Organism: Eptesicus fuscus (big brown bat)
Lineage: Eukaryota; Metazoa; Chordata; Mammalia; Chiroptera; Vespertilionidae
Gene: RNF216
Product: ring finger protein 216
Exons: 17
Coding region: 224-3016 (930 amino acids)
Molecular function (GO): zinc ion binding
Source: RefSeq, a predicted model, not a curated record